This is a messenger RNA of Aureobasidium uvarum, 2792 nucleotides long. The record is from the annotation of a GenBank genome assembly. NCBI's taxonomy places the organism in Eukaryota, Fungi, Ascomycota, Dothideomycetes, Dothideales, Saccotheciaceae.
AGACCGCUUCUGAUGUCUCAGUGUCGCCCAGCCUCAGCCACGUUCAUGUUCCUUACACCAGUCUUCGCAAGAUGCGACUUUUCUUUGUCCUCUUGGUAGUCUUGAUGUGCGCACGCGCUGAGGUCUUUAGACGCCUGGUCAGAGAUGUCCAAUGUGCCGGACCCGCUUACACCGAGCUUAUACCCUUCGGCCUUGCCAUUGUCGAGUUUUGCAUACAUCGAAGACAUAAAGUCUCUGCUCCAGAGAGCAACUCCGACCUUAGUGUGUACGAACUUUUAGGACAUUCCUGGGCCACCAACCGGUUUCGUUAUAUCAUCAUAACCGCUAUCUUUGGCCUUUCGAGCGCAAGUAUCUUGCACCGAAGCGAUAGCCCUUCUUCCUCUUAUAUUUGCACUCCCGCGACUCACGAUAAAAUGAUCACGAUUCAACGCCUUGCUUUGGUUCUCGACUUUUGCAUUUCUUUUUGUCUGGACGCCCUCAUAUGUUCCUUCCCUAAUACUGGCAAGGCUUCUCCUGCCAGAUCUAUAAGCAUUACUGGUUGGGCCUGUCUUCUUUCUGCUUCCGCCAUCGGUGUCUGGGGUAUCAUCUGGUUCCUUGCCGUUCCUGAGGAUAGAUUUUGGGUUCUCGAGAUACCGCGUGGCUUCAUCUGGCAGUUGAUCAAACUAGCUGUAUUAUGUUGUAUUGCAGCGCUGUCCACUUGUAUAACGACAAUCAGACUUNUCUAUUCUGGUGCAAUUUCGGCUGUCUCUGUUCUUAUAUUCGUCGCUUCGUGCACGAUAACCAUCAGCUGGUCCUGGCAUACUUUACCGGCGUUUCCACCUGAUAACGAUACAUUGACUUUGUUGUCCUUCUGCGGGCUCAUUGUUGCAUUUACCGCACUUAUACAUACUCAGGUCAUCUCGGAAGAUCACCGUCGCAAGCAACGGACUAUGUUCUCUGAGACUCCGAUUCCUCUCAUUGGACUCCUGAUCUUGCUAUUCUGCGUUCGCUUCCUAAUCUGGCUUGGUCAUAUCACCAAUGUCGCCUACCACCCCAUUGAUUUACUUAUACACGAAGCAAGCGAAGCCCACAAGGUUUACACUGGACGAGCAUAUAAGAGCGCGAAUCUUACAGCUGCUGUGAUUGAGUAUCAGCAUCGCAACGGCAGAAAUCCUCCACCAAAUUUCCAUGAAUGGUAUAGAUACGCGAUCGGGCGUAAUUCUCUUAUCAUUGAUGAAUUUGACAAAAUUCACGAAGACCUGUUGCCUUUCUGGACGCUGGACCCGUCUGAAAUCAGAGAGAGAACAUGGCGGACGACAUCCAACCCAUGGAAUGAUGUCGCUGGGAUUAGCAUACGCAACGGCAAAGCUGAAAUUAGUCCGCACGCAAUGGCGACUCACAGGUGGAUGCUCGAUGGUAUCGUCGACAUGAUCAGUCACUUCAGCGAGUUCUUGCCAGAUAUGGAUUUAGGCUUCAACUUGAAUGAUGAGUGUCGUGUCGCAGUGCCUUAUGAAUAUAUACAGGCAAGAAAACAGGCUGGUAAGCGCAAGACCGACUUUGGCAAGAGCGCGCGAAACUCGUUUAGUGAGAAGCGCGGAGAUGCUUGGAAGCCAUUACCAGAGGAAUCUAGCGGCAUCACACCAUUCAGAGAGAUGUCGUGGCAAAAGACGUUCAACGAGUUUGGAAUCUCUGGAUGUCCAUCCAACUCGGCCGCACGCAGCACAUUGCACUGGGACACCAGUCAUCUUUGUACAUCAUGCGCGGCUCCGCACUCUCUAGGUGCAUAUUUGUCUAAUUGGACGAAGAGUGCAGACAUCUGCCAUCAACCCGAUAUCGCAAAUCUGCAUGGCUUUUACCUCUCGCCAGCAGCCUUCAAAGCAACUCAUGAGUUGUAUCCUGUCUUCUCGCAGUCCAAGGUACAUGGCUACAACGACAUUAUGUAUCCGUCCGCGUGGAAUUACAUGGACAAGGCGAAAUACGACCCUAACGAUGAACAUCGUGACCUCUCAUGGGACGAGAAAAAGCGAACACUCUUCUGGCGUGGUAGCACUUCGGAAGGUGUCUCGUCCAAUACAGGUGUCUGGAAAGGUAUGAGCCGUCAGCGCUUCAUGCACCUAGCUAACAACAUCGCCUCCACCCUACCACCACAACCAAUUCUUCUCCCUUAUCCCUUCGCCAACAAACGCAAGAAGCUUGCUUAUGUGGACGUACCCGCCUCCGAACUCACCAAGCACGUCUCUGUUGACGUCAAACUCGUGGAACACAUCAUCCGCUGCGGCGGCAUGGACUGCGAAGACCAAGACCGUCACUUUGCCCCCAUGGCCCCACCGACAGACUUCCAAGCGCACUGGUCCUAUCGCUACUUGCUCGACCUCGACGGCGCUGCCUUCUCAGGCCGCUUCAUCCCCUUUUUGCAAUCGCACAGUCUACCCUUCAAAGCAGCCUUGUUCCGCGAAUGGUGGGACGACAGACUGACCCCUUGGCUCCACUUUGUGCCUCUCGAUCUCCGUGGGCAUGGAUUUUGGGCCACUCUGGUCUACUUUAUGGGUCUUGAAGGCAGGGUUCAGGGUAAACAGGUCAUGUUGCCUGCGCAUGACAAGCAAGGGCAGUAUAUUGCCGACGCGGGACGCGAAUGGGCCAACAAGGUACUGAGGAAAGAGGACAUGGAAAUUUACAUGUUUAGAUUGUUGUUGGAAUGGGGCAGGAUCACAGACGACAAGAGAGAUGAAUUGGGGUUGGGAGUUGAAGAGGCGGAGAAGAUUGGGCAGAAGUGGGUGGAUGGCGGGAAAAUGUAUUAUGGUGAUAAGGAUACG